CUUGUGGAUAUUUCAGAUGUCGGUCGUCGUAAACUCCUGUCCCUCAACCAUGAUGCUUCUCGGGAAAGUUGGCCACGGGAAGACAGCCACGGCUUCUAGUGUCCUCCAGAGAGGCAUCAGUUAUAAUGUGGACGAAGAAACCACAGACGUAUUAUCCACCGGCAGAGCUACCUCAGCUGAUGGUGUCAGUAAUGUGGACGUCAUCGACUCUCCCGGACUUUUCAACACCUUCCCCGUAGAUGAUGUACAAGACACAAAGAGGAUGUUUGACCAGAUUGAGAAGGCUAUCAACAUCAGCGCUGACGGAAUCAAUGCCUUUGUCAUAGUUUUUCGAUUUGGUGCUCGUUAUACGGAUGACGAGCAAAAAGUAGUCCGUAAUUUAGAGCAGUCUUUUGGCCCAAGCUUCUUUGCUGACCAUGUUAUUAUCGUUUUCACUCACGGAGGUGAUUAUAGACUUAAAUAUAGUUGUGCUCCUUUUGAGGGUUGGGUGUGCUCCCAAAUGGCCGAUAUGAAAAAACUGUUUAACAUGUGUCAAGGCAAAUGUUAGCUGUUUGAUAAUGUAACUUGCUCAGCAGAAACAGCCGUUGAACAAAGGGAGAAACUACUGGACACUGUCUCCGGGAUGACCAGGAAAUUUACAAUUGAAGACUACGAGGAGACGAUGUCUCAUUGCAAGAAGCUUUUGUGGAAACUGACACCAUUUUGGACAAAAAUCUCUUCAAAA
Aplysia californica (California sea hare) is the source of this 724-nucleotide messenger RNA. RefSeq names its product immune-associated nucleotide-binding protein 9-like. NCBI's taxonomy places the organism in Eukaryota, Metazoa, Mollusca, Gastropoda, Aplysiida, Aplysiidae. The record is from RefSeq and is a predicted model, not a curated record. Gene Ontology annotation, molecular function: GTP binding. The transcript has a single exon. Bases 17 to 547 code for a protein of 176 amino acids.